This is a messenger RNA of Varroa destructor (honeybee mite), 4120 nucleotides long. It is a transcript of the gene BBS9, whose product is annotated as Bardet-Biedl syndrome 9. NCBI's taxonomy places the organism in Eukaryota, Metazoa, Arthropoda, Arachnida, Mesostigmata, Varroidae. The record is from RefSeq and is a predicted model, not a curated record. Gene Ontology annotation, biological process: cilium assembly. Gene Ontology annotation, cellular component: BBSome; membrane.
AAUUAAUUAAAUUAAACGAUCAGCAAUUACAGCAAAGACUACAUCUCAAGCUCUGAACCCACCCAUGUGUGUACGUCAUCGCCGAUUGCGUCUCCAUGGUGACCAAGCGCUAUGUCGGAGGAUUCUGUUCUCCUAUAUCCAGAAGUUGUCACCUGUCUAGCAAAAUAUUCUACCAGCGAGUAUUAAAUAAGUUAAUAGAUGGUGCAGUGUCCCUGCAAGAGGUGAAAUAUGUCAUUGUUUAAAGUUCGAGACUUCUGGGAAGCUCGUGGCUCGGACGACGAGGAGUUUUCUGGAAGCGGCGCAGUCUGCUAUCAGCUCAUUGAUGGGCUUGACUGUCUAAUAACAGGCAAUCUUUCGGGUCUGCUGCGUGUAUAUCAUGUCGAAGGAUUAGUGGGGUAUCGAGCAGAACAUCUGCUCAUUGAGCAACAGCUAGAACAGCCCAUCCUACAGAUUGAAUUCGGCAAGUUUUUAUCCAACUCUACUGAGCUUGUCGCCUGUAUAUUGCACCCGCGGAAGCUCGCAAUCAUCGCCAUCCGAGUAAACGCAAUGGGUGUUAGCAAUCAAUUGGAAGCUACCAUCAAGCCCCUGUACGAACACAAACUUGAACGUUGCAGCUAUGUACUCACUAAAGGGCCCUUUGGAGGAGCUAAAGCUGCUGAUCUCAUCGGCGUACAAAGUGUUGACGGGGUGCUGAGCGUAUUUGACCGUGAAUCUCACGCGUUCGAUAGGCCAUUACCUGGAGCCCUUCUGCCUGGUCCCUUCGUCUAUAUCGAGCAGACGGACUCGUUUGUGACGGUCACCUCGAGCCUCGUCCUGGAAACUUUUCGGUACCAGGUUCUUGCGUCAGCAACGCUCAUUGACGAUUCGCAGCAUGGGGUUCGAGGGAAACGAGUCACGAGCGAAUGGAGUCUUACCUUAGGAGAAAGUAUCUCGGACCUUCAAGUAGUUCAAGGGCUCGAUGAACAACUUGUGUUUGCGCUAGGCGAACAAACAAUGUUUGUAUUAAAGAGUAACGCAGAGUUGGUAUAUACGAAAAGGUUUGAUUUCAACCCUCGAUGCUUCCACGUAUAUCAAAGAGAUCCAAAGGAUCCAUUCUUGUGGACUAUGGUCGUCUCCCAAAACAACACAGUUCUUGUUUACGAAAAAACGUCUUUGCGAUGGGCAGCGCAGGUGGACGACUCUUCGGGAAUAAUCUCAAUUUUUCGAGCAGAUCUUAGCUUUCUAAAGGGUGUCAUCGUUCUUCUGGGUGAUAAUUCUGCCCUUCGUCUCUGCUACUUGGGCACAUCACCCUCGCUGUUUGUAGCCGCAGCCCCAGAACGUCGCGAACUUCCUCAAGAUCCCAAUGAACUGAAAAAACUUCACGCAAUUGCGUCCGGAGUUUUAAACAUCGAGGAAUCGUCAAACACGACCCUGCAUCUAACUGCAACGCUGGGAGGGCUGCAAAUGCAGCAAGGAUUUCCUACUCAAACCGUACAGAUAACAGUUGAACCAGCGACAAAUUGUGCGCCGCUCGAAACUCGGAUCUUGGUUUUACCCGGUUCAGCAUUUAUUGCAAAUCCGCUCGAGUUUAACCUGACCUCCUGUGAGGCUAAAACGCUAUUGGAGACAAGUAUAUCUCCACGUAAAGAUUUCGUUCCAGCCGACCUACGCCUGAGGGUCACAGUCAUUUAUCGGCACCCCAAGUUCGGUAUCAAGGCUGCACAUCUAUCGAUGGAUCUGCCACUUGAACUGGUGGCCAGAGUACAACCCAAUCCGCCAAAGACUGCCAAACAUAAGGUAACCAUCGAGAGCAGCUUGAGUGUGAUUAUGCCUCAUAAGCUAUUUCCUUCACUCGUCAAAGACUCAAGUAUCAACGAAGUCGAGUUUGAAUACUUCAAUGGAGCUCGAGUGGGUUUUUUUGUCGCUGGUAAUAAAUAUCGCAUUCAAGGCGACGUCCACUCCUCGUUAGCUCUUAUCCUGAACGAAUUCUUAAAACGUGUCCGCAAGGCUCAGCCAGAUGUACAGCUUCACACAAAGCCUCCCUCGCUAGAUGACUACCUCCAAGCGAUAGUAGAUCACAUACAGUCGGUACUCGCGCUUGAAGAUACCGAAAAACGAAUGGAACAAUUGGCUGGUCAAUAUCGGGCCGUCGAAAAGCGACUGCUUGCUAAAACCAAAGACAAGACACCGACGCCGUUCAACAACCUUGACAAACUGCUUGACAUGACACACCAUGAUCUCUUGCGCACAGCGGAUGAAGGUGUUCGCGUGCAAAGUGGGCUUCCAUUAACAGCGUCUUCACUUAAUGCCAGUUCAAGUCUUGCUGUACAUCAACUUGAGCUGUCAGGACGGAUUCAAGCCAAAGACAGGCCACUAAUUCAGAGCCUGUUUUAUUGCCAAGAAGAAGAUCCCUUUAGCGAGUUCUGGGAGGAGCAUACCACGACGGCGUUAUGCUCGCUGAUGAAACAAUUGAAGAUUGGACGUAAUUUUCACGAAAGUUCCGGCCUGCAGGCACUCCUUGCUACCCUCUGGGACAAUCAGCUCAGUAACGAGGAGUUGCAAGCGAGACAGAGGACAUUGGAGGGAGUUCGAGAGGAAGACGAGGUAAAUCGUGAGGAUCAAGAAGCCGACAGAAAUAAACGGGAUCAUGCAAUGGAACUACAACAAGAAAAAGUAAAUUAUUACGAUGCUGGCAAUGAACUAGCGCCUGCACAGAAUCAGCCUAGUAACAACGAAGUGGCAAACGAUGAUGACUGGUAAAUAAUGGGCUAUGACCAAAUUUGUUGUGCAAAGUGAUUAGAAACUGGCGGAGAUGAUAGUGAAAGACGACAAUGUACUCCCCACGUUAGACCCAGGACUAACUAUCCUGGAAGAGUAAUAGCGAAGGAGGUGAUCAUAUGUAAAAUCAAUAAGGACGGCGUGGCGUACUAAUAAUAAUGAUAAUGUAUUUCCUAUACUAUAGUAAGUACAAAGCAGUUGAUUCAUGAGGAUCUAACAUUUAUGUGCAUAUACUGAGUUGUCAAAAAAGUAUUUUCUAGCUAAAGAACUUCAAAGUUACAGAUUUCAAAUAUUAUCAGUCUGGAGUUGAUAUCAUUGGAAAGCUGAGAAUAAUAGAUGCGCUAAAAUCAUUGAAAUGCAUACAGUUAGAUAAUAACAAGGUGUUUUAAAGACGAGUGGAAUUCGUUUCACUUUGCAGUUGUGUUGCGAUGAAGACAUAAAUGUCGUUCAGGCUCAGAAAAAGAUCAGAUGAAAGAUAUAUUAUCGAAAAGAAGAGCGCAAGGAUAAUUGUAUUGCCUUCGUUUUAGAAAUUUCGAUCAAUGAUACUUCUUGCAAUAAUUGCGAAGAAACUCAAUGAAACGAUUGCGAAAAUUAUAAGACUGACACAUGAGUAGCUAAUGAUAUUGUCAAGGAACUAAGUAUCUAUCAGAAACAGUUGGCUACAAAAAAGCUCUAUCUCUGAAUGCCACACUGAUUGACGCAAGUAAAGUUUAUCUGAAGUCGCUUAAGACGCAAGACCGUAUCUCCAUCGAUAAAACUUUACGGAAAUGAAGGAAAUCAAGCCAGUUCUAAAGCGGUUAAUCACGAAUGACUAAAAGUGAAUCACAUACGAUCCGAGAAAUUACGAGAAAGACCAAAGAGGAAAAAAGUCACAGUGAAGUACCCCAUAAUCUGUGGUAUGGUUCAGACUCACGCCAAAGAAAGUGAUGCUAUGCUAUGUUUGGUGGGAUCGAAAACGGGUCGCGCAUUAUGAUUUGCUACCGCUGCCUGGCGAUAGAGGACCUGGAUGGGAGGUUUGAAUGCGUCGACGUCUGCGAAUCUUGCACCAUGAAAGCACCAUCAUCCUUCGUAGAGUUCCUUUAAUGAAGUGAAUUGAGUUUCAAUAGAAGAAUGCAAAAAUCACACAAGUCUUAAGGUGAUUAGUUACCAGGAAAAUAACGAGACGUCAUAUGUUCAUAGUCUAAUGUUAUUUUAGAGCAUUUAAAAAAAUGUUUGCUUCAAUGUUGACUUUAAAGCGGCCAAUACUUUUUCGACAGCCCAAUAUUUAUAAAAUAGUAUUUUGUGACUACUGCUAUGGCUGGAUAGGAUGGAUAGGUGACUCCGCGAUGAUAGUGUUCUUUGAUUUGUGUUCCUUCAAAGCCUG